AUGAGUGCUGACAUAUCAGUUGGUAAUGAAAUCAAGGAUGGAUUCAAGGAAACCUAUAAAUGGGUAUCCAACAAUGUUAAAUGGCUUUCAGAAAUCGAGGCUUUCUACAAAGAAAGGGCAAAACUCGAGAAAGAAUACAGUGUCAAGCUAUCUAAUCUAACAGCCGAAUAUUUCACAAAGAAAAGUAGCGCAACUGUGUCCUUAUCGGUCGGUGACUCUCCUACAAUUACACCAGGAUCUCUAGAAGCGGCAUCACUGGUUGCUUGGAAUGAAGUUCUAUCUCAAACAGAAAUGAUAUCGAAGGACCAUAAUAAGCUUUCUCAGGAGUUCGAAUUUGAAAUAGCGGACCAAAUUGUAGCAUUGAACAGAAAAUGCGAGCUUUUAUUGACGUCUAUCAGUGGGUUUAAUACUGAACUUACUGAAAGGAAAGAACAGGCCUUUGAUAACCUAGAUAAGGCAAAAAAGCAUUAUGACGAGGCUUGCACCCAAAUGGAAUCGGCUAGAGCUAAGCAAACCAAAUCUUCCAGUGAUAAAGCUCAGCGGAGAGUUGAUGACAAGGAGCAUAAUAUGAAUAUCACUAAAAACAAUUACCUCAUAAAAAUCAACCAGGCCAACCGUCUUAAGGACAAGUACUACUUUCAAGAUGUCCCAGAGGCAUUAGAUUUAUUACAGGACUUGAAUGAAUCUAAGACUCGUCUUUUGAACAAUUUAUUAAAGGCUGCAGGUGUCUUGGAACGUCAACUGCACAAGAGGGUUGAUACAAGACUAGACACAAUUGAUUCGGUAGUCGCCCAAAACAAGCCUCAUCUUGAUUCUUCGAUGUUUAUCAAACACAACAUCAAAUCAUGGAAAGAGCCUGCUGAUUUCAAAUACAUCCCUUCCCCGGUAUGGCAUGAUGACGAACAAUUUGUGGUCGCAUCUGGAGUCGAAUUACAAGAUUUGAAGGUGAAAUUAGUAAAAGCACAGCAAUUGUUUGAUCAAAUGAGCUCAAUAACCCAAAACGAGGGCUCUUCAUUAGGAUCAUUGAAUAAGCAAAAACAGCAGUUGAAAGAUGAUGAAACUGCCGACGGUAAACAGCUUUUAGAAAUUUUAACUCGCUAUUCGAGCACUGUUUCGGCAUUUACUUCCCAUGAAACUUCCAAGCUUGAGGCAGAAGUGGAAAUUGAAAGCAUUCAAAACAACGUACCUUCGGAGUAUGAUCUGUCCACGGACGAUAUCGAUUUAUCAAAACUUGAAAAGAAAGGAGGAUUUCUCAGCAAGUUUAAACGUAAUAUGACCAUCUCAGAGACACGUCCUACGCACCAUGAAAUUCAUGAUUCUGCCUCAAUUCUUUCAUCCGAAUCGAAGCAUCACAGUUUGGGUAGGUUUUCAAUCUUCAAGAAACGGGAUCGAGCGCAGAGUACUGCGUCUGCUUCUGCCCUGUCAAGCACAACGAGUAAUGAUGCAUUUCCUGACACAACUGCCGAUCAAACUGGAAACCGUGUACUAUACGCCUAUAAGAUGCAGGAUUCUGAUGAGGUAGAUGUCAGUCCUGGUGAUACCAUCACAUUGGUGGCUCGCGAUUCAGGAAAUGGUUGGACGCAAAUAAAAAAUGAAACGACUGACAAGGUGGGUAUGGUUCCUUCGUCAUACAUAGAAAUAAAAGAAAAACCUCGUUCACCGGCGCCAAGGGCCCCUCCACCGAGAAAAGCUACUGUAACGACGCGGACAGUGGAAGCACUCUAUGAUUAUACCGCGCAGGGUGACGAUGAGAUUUCCAUAAGUGAGGGUAGUAUCAUUACCGUUAUAAAGGAGGAUGAUGGCAGUGGUUGGACUUUCGGUGAAGUCAAUGGCCACAAAGGGCUAUUCCCAACAAGCUAUUGCAAAUGA
Lachancea fermentati is the source of this 1869-nucleotide messenger RNA. Lineage: Eukaryota; Fungi; Ascomycota; Saccharomycetes; Saccharomycetales; Saccharomycetaceae. The record is from the annotation of a GenBank genome assembly.